This is a messenger RNA of Danaus chrysippus (African queen), 543 nucleotides long. NCBI's taxonomy places the organism in Eukaryota, Metazoa, Arthropoda, Insecta, Lepidoptera, Nymphalidae. The record is from the annotation of a GenBank genome assembly.
AUGCCGACCAGUGCCGUAUAUCAGCCUACGACAGUUACUUAUGAGCAACAGCCUAAUGAUCAACGAUGGAAUUGUCCGAUCAGCUAUUUCUCACGACGAGUGACAAGUAGCCUGAACCGGGCAUUGUGUAUCAGGGUCGCUUUGUGCCUCUUGGGCAGUACCUUCUUCAUAAUUGGUCUGGCAUUGCUAAUAGCUGGAGGCGUGCAGUAUUCUGAUUCGACGGCACCCACGCAAGAUGACAACGGCUUCGGAGCUCUGAUAGCUGGUGGAGUCAUUCUCUGCCUCGGACUGCUAUUUGCAGGUAUAGGAGGAUGGGCGUGGUCAUCACGCUGGGGUGGAGGCAAGGAAGCCACGAACAACGCAGCGGCGUUGACAGCCCUCAACCCAUCGACGGAUCCCCUCGUGGCUGCUCAGUACGCGCCCGUGAGAGACGCCCCGCCAGCACCCGACGAUGAGAUGCGCAACCUCAUGGAUAAUAAGGAAUGCUUGAGCAGCGCAGAGGAGAGCGACAAAAUGUUAGACGGGAGGCCGUCUGUGGCGUAA